Molecule: messenger RNA, 429 nt
Organism: Volvox carteri f. nagariensis
Lineage: Eukaryota; Viridiplantae; Chlorophyta; Chlorophyceae; Chlamydomonadales; Volvocaceae
Exons: 3
Coding region: 1-429 (142 amino acids)
Source: RefSeq, a predicted model, not a curated record
AUGUUGACAAAAAAAGGCGGCGAGCAACUUUUUUCAGAGCUCGUAUUGGGGGGCUGCCCAGCCGCGGCGACGGGUCCUCAAGUCCAUGCUGCAUCCCUGCCGCUGCAGAGCACGCAAGAACCUCUGGGUCUGGUGCAUCUGUGCAAGGCGCUUUCAUCGCCAAUAGCACUCGUGUCGCGACAGGCCAGCUUGGCCAACCCCACACCACGGGAGGCUGCUGGCGCCGACCCCAAUGGUGCGGUCGCAGCCAUGACCACCACGGGGCGCAGGACGGCGGUCUCCGAGCUGUCAGAGCCGUUCGACGCAGAGCGCGCCAUCGCAGCUUUCGAACGCUCAACUUCCUGGGUAAUGGCUCCGGAGGGACCGGGGGAGCAGGAUGGUUGCAUAGGGCGUGGCACUCUCCUGGACUUUUACCUGAUGCAAGUCUGA